CGGCCUCCCCACCGACCAGAUUUCGCACCGUGGAACGUCGUACGUGGAGUGCCCGCGACUCACUUUUGAAAUUGUAUAACACCGACGUUUUAACGCUGCCUUGUAAAAAAUCCGCUUGGGUAAUUUUUCUCGCGCUCUACACAUCCAAGCAACUGAAAAACGUGCACCACCAAUGGCCACCCUGACCACCAUCAGACUCAACAAGAGCGAUUCGCCCAGCUGGGGCUUCAGGUUGCAAGGCGGCAAAGAUUUCGGAGCCCCCCUGGUCAUUCAAAAAGUAAAUGGUGGUUCUCCGGCUGAACGCGCUGGACUUAUAGCAGGAGAUUCUGUAAUCAAGAUCAAUAACACUGAUGUAUUCAAUUUGUCGCAUAAGGAAGCGCAAGAUGUCAUUGUAAGAGCGGGUCCUUCGUUUGAUAUGGUCAUUACCAGAGGUGGUUCGACGUGGAAGCCGAAGGUUGUGCCCACGGGAGCGGUUCCAAAACCCUCUCCCGUCAUUAACAACAUCAGUCCGGUCACAAAGACAUCGCUCGUUGCACCACCAAGCGACAAUUUCGGAGCCGUCGGUACAGGCUACAACUCGGCUGCAAAGCCAUUUAAUGCGCCAGUUGUAAACGGGGGACUGAAGCCGGCCAACAAACAAUACAAUAGCCCUAUCAAGCUUUAUUCUGAAGAUACUAUAGCCGAAACUCUCCUUGCACAGACUGAAGUAUUAUCGACAGGUGCCUUGGGUGUGAAUUUUAAAAAAAAUGAAAAGGACUACGAUGUUUCUAACAGCGCUGUGUACCGAAUGCUCAAAGAAGCAGAAAAUGAUCCGGGAACUCCAUCAAAUGAUGUAGAACCGGAUUCCGGUGUGGUAACCAGUCCCAAUAGAGGAUCAUUUGGAUUGAAGCACGUGGAAGCACCCCAGAAUCGUCCCACACCUCCAUCACCCCAACUUCCGCCUGGUCAAAAUGUAUGCGCGGAGUGUGAACGUUUGAUCGUUGGCGUGUUCGUUAGAAUAAAAGACAAAAAUCUGCACGUAGAAUGCUUCAAAUGCUCAACCUGCGGGACGUCGCUUAAGAACGUUGGGUACUAUAAUAUUAAUAAUAAGCUUUACUGUGAUAUCCAUGCAAAGUCUGCUGCUCUGAAGAUUGCCGCUCCUGCACCUGGACUUGCUCCUCUAACCGUAUCACCGGGAGCCAAAGGCCCUUCAAGCGCAAUCUCUACUGCACUCUCUAGUCAUCCUUUGCAAUCGCCAUCCCUUCUUUCUCCAAAAAGUAACUUAAGCUCACCGUUCCAGUCUGACGAAAAACAAUCUGUCGAUGGUGUGUCUCCGCCUCUUCCGGCCUUAAAUAACUAUUCCAGCGAACCCAGUAACAAAAUUUCUAGUAACAGCUCCCUCUAUAAUAGUUCUGCUCCUCUAUCAUUCAGUAAAUAUAUUAAUAAGUCUUCUGGGAAUUUGUCUGGACCCAAACCCUUCUCCAGCGUUGCGGCCCCACUGUCUCCCGCGAGCACACUUCCCAGGGCGGCCCCUUUAUCUCCUCAGGGAAACUAUCCUAAAACUCCGUUCUCGUCAGCAAUCUCUCAAACGUCUUACAGUCCAGCAUCGACUGUUGGUAAUAGUACUAACAUUACCUGGCCGCCUCCGCCUCCAGACGACUCCAUCGCGCCGACCGCUUGCCCCUUAUUUUACCCACCACCGUCUCAAAUUGAAACCGAACUGCGAAAACGAAAAGAACAAAAACAAGAAACGUAUGAAAGCGAAUAUUACACCGAAGAAGAAAAUUCCGAACUGAGGAAGUUCAGUAUGGAUGAAACAAGUUCAUUUUAUUCCGACGAAUUAAGUUUCUGUGGUCGUAGAAGUGCCACGGAAUGUGCCGAAAUGCUAUCGGAAACGUUAGAUACACAAAAGCUAGUUGAGCGUGUCAUUCAAGGUCCUCCGGAAAAUGUUUUCCCACCACUUCAACCGGAGGCGAUUAUCGAAUUUGAUAACAAAAACGUGAAAACUGUUGAAAUUAAGGAGUCUGUUCAAGAAUUUAAAUAUAAAGCGAGUCAUGAAGUCAACACCGAUACUACGUGUUCCAUUCAAAGUGAGAGCCACAUUCCUGCGCCACCUAAAGUGGGUGAGCAUCCUGCUUCGGGGCUUGUCACAAUUGAGAAUUCGGUACCGAAAAAGUGGGAAUCUACGUUAACCCAAGGGAUCAGGACAGUUUCACCUGAUAAGGACACCUUUGCACAGAUUCCAACCAGGAAGACUAUUACAUCAUUAGGAUCGGCAUUGGCUGUUACUCCUAUUCAGCCAUUCAAUCCAGCGUCAAAAUCAAUUCUUGAACCCGUACCUUUACCGGAGGAGACCGAGCCUUACUUUCCUCCUCCAAUAAAAUCGGAACAAACUGAAGAACCCGUAAAAAUCGAGAGUAAAAACGAAGAAAAAGUCCCAAAACCGAGGAGUGUGUUUGUUAAAGCUUUAGAAAUCGCCCCCGAGUGUCCAUUUGUUCCGAUUGGGGGGGUUUCUGCCCUGCCGCCUCCCGUCAAGAAGAAACCCAAGGACCCCCUGGACAAAUUGCUAGAAGAAUUGCCAAAACCAAAAGAGCGACUUGAUAUGAGAUCCGCUUUGACGACCGCGCCUGAAAGGUCUUACACGCCUCUAACGAAUGACGAAGAAACUGAUAUACCAACAAACCAUCAAGAACCGAGAAAGUCAAGUAUCGAUCGUUCGCAGCUGCACAGGCCCCUGAAGCCGGAUGAACUACCAGCUUCUUUUAAAAUGAACGAAAAAUUAGCAAAACCACCCAGCUACUAUUUUCCUACUAUUCAACAAAUUAUCGAAUCGGAUCAAACAACUACGGAAACUAGAGAAAACGUAGAGAAUAUUGAACAAAUAAUUACGGAAAAGGAAACUAUUCAGCCGGCUCAAUACAGUCAACAAAUUGUUACCAGCGGAUCUCAGGACCAAAUGGCCACCAAUUUUCCUCCAUUUUUCCAAGGGUUUACCUGUUCAUUUCAGAAUAAAACCGAUCACUCUCAGUUUUCUAUCGAGGUAUCCACCACACCUCCUGUGCCCACCCCAUCACCGAUACCGCAUACGCCCAUUUCGUAUAUAGCCACUGUUGAAGAAAAACCGGCUGUUGUUCAGAAAGAGACGAUAAUACAGGAAAAUCGAGUACAGCAACAAACCUCAAACCGACAGGAAUCCUUCAAACAGGAAGUGAAAACGCAAGUUUUGGAGAAACAAGCUGAGGAUGUUGUGCAGGUCAAACCAGCUCCGGUCAACUUGAUUUUGCAUAAGCCGGGAACACUGCCGCAGUACCAAGUUGACCUUCGUGCUACAGCCGAAGCGGAGCUCAUCUUGAUGGAGAGAAAGAAACAGGCUGAAGCUAGAAUAGAGCAGCAAAAAAUUCAACGGGAACAGCAACAACAAAUGGAGAUGAAAGAUGAAGUUGUAGUGUCGAAUAAUAAACAACAAAACUCUGAGAAUAGUUUACAAAAUACUAACGAAGUGCACUUAACAAAACCUGUGAUUUUGUUACAACCCGGCGACUCAGGUCCGACGACUGAAGAUAUAAGUUUUAAAUCCAUGGCAAGUGAUAAGUUGCCGCGUGCUGUAUCUCCGCGAACUAGAUCUUUAACUCCUAGUAUGAUAAGUAAAGCUCCGCCUCUCUUGCCUUACUACCAGGAAGAUCUCGUUGCCCACUAUAAGCCUGCAGUUGAGACCCAUUUGUUCGACCCAAAAAGUCCAAAUAUUUCUAGGUCGCCGAGUCCCUGCUUGGCAAAAAUAAGAAGCGCGAGUCCUUCGGCAUUACGCAAGUCGAUUCCACCUACUCAGGACCCAAAGAUUGAGAAGUCAAAGCAACAUAUUCAAGCGGCUGUAGCGGAACAGAUUAAACCGCAGUCAAUUCAAAGCUGCGACUCAAAGUUACAGGUAGAUGGAAAUGCUGCUAGUUGCGGAACAAGCGCCUCCAAGCUUGGCCAGCUUUGUCAAGUCAACCUGCAGCACACGCAGCAGCAACGUUACGAUGAUAGCAGCUCGAGAUCGGAUCAAGUGUGCAACGUGGGUAAUGUUGAAACGAGAAUUUCGGAGCAGUCUGAACAAAAACAUUUAGAAUCCCAGAGCAAUUCGCAGUACCAAAGUCGCGAAACCUCUGCCGACGGCCUCACGCAAAUUCAGAAAAAGAAAACUGUGAUUGAAGAAUAUGAACGCACUCAGAAGGAAACGAAUAUUCAGAUCGAGAAAAAAAUUUCUUCAAUAGCGAAGCAUCCAUUUCAAAGAAUCAACGCACCGGCUGAAGAGAAACACUCUGAAAGUCUUCAUGUGACAGAUCCUAAACGAAUAUCGGUAGCUUUUGGAAAUUCACCAUGUCCAUUUCAACUGAACUCUGGCUCAAAUUUGCAACAGUACACUCAAGCGAGUCCUCAAGCACCCAAUUUUCAGCUGCAAGCCUGCCCUUUUAACCUGGCACCUAAUAAACCUAGCUCUGCUCAAGAUGUGUCCCAAUUACCUAGUCAUAACGUUAAUAGAUCCAGUGUUCCUCAAUCCGACAUAGGUGCUGGUACAGGACGUCAAGCAGGUGGUGUAAGCGUGACUCCGAGAAAGGGUCGUGGUGUCCUGAAUGCUGCAGUCCUCGCAGGUUCUAGAGUUCCACUUUGUGGCUCCUGCCGAGGUCAGAUAAGAGGGCCGUUUAUAACAGCGCUCGGGCAGAUUUGGUGUCCCCACCAUUUUGUUUGCGCAACACCGUCGUGUAAACGCUCGCUGCAAGAUUUGGGUUUCGUUGAAGAAAAAGGACAGCUUUAUUGCGAAUAUUGCUUCGAGCAGUAUUUGGCACCACCGUGCUCGAAAUGCUCUGCGAAAAUCAAAGGAGAUUGCUUGAAGGCAAUCGGGAAAAACUUUCACCCUGAAUGCUUCAACUGUGUCUACUGCGGAAAACUAUUUGGAAACUCUCCGUUUUUCUUAGAGGACGGCAGUCCAUAUUGCGAAGCCGACUGGAACGAACUCUUCACUACUAAGUGUUUCGCUUGCGGAUUUCCCGUGGAAGCUGGCGAUCGUUGGGUUGAAGCACUCAACAAUAAUUACCACAGCCAAUGUUUCAAUUGCACGAUGUGUAAAAAGAAUCUGGAAGGUCAGAGUUUCUUUGCAAAAGGAGGUCGACCGUUCUGCAAGAAUCACGCUCGCUAGGAUCAUAUGGGCGGAUUCCCUGCUUCUAAGUCAAUACUUUACUAGCUUUACUUGUUACCAUUUUAAAUAAUACAUGUAUAUAAAUAUUCAAACACGCGCUUGCAUGUGAAUUGUGCCACGUACGCUAUCUAUUUUGUUCCCUUGUAAGUUAAAAUAUGAAACUCUAGGAAAAUUAUUGUUUCCACGGCUGUCGUAUAUCAAAGUUUAAUUCUGGUGUGUGUACAUUUGAAUGGUGUAAAAUUUCCUUAUUUUAUUUCUAUAUUCGAAACAAUGCGCGACUCUAAUAUAUUGUAGAUAUGUAAAAUAUAUAUCAAAAUGUAUUCUAUAUAUGCAUUCAUCGUUAAGAAGGAUUGUUUCAGGCCAUGUAUAGAAUGUAUAAAUAAAUAUAACUACUGUUCCGGUUUUCGCGUUUUCCCU
Messenger RNA from Cylas formicarius (sweet potato weevil), 5569 nucleotides. Its product is annotated as PDZ and LIM domain protein Zasp-like. Lineage: Eukaryota; Metazoa; Arthropoda; Insecta; Coleoptera; Brentidae. Bases 173 to 5152 code for a protein of 1659 amino acids. Gene Ontology annotation, cellular component: filamentous actin; stress fiber; Z disc. The record is from RefSeq and is a predicted model, not a curated record. The transcript has 16 exons. Gene Ontology annotation, molecular function: muscle alpha-actinin binding; actin binding. Gene Ontology annotation, biological process: muscle structure development; heart development; actin cytoskeleton organization.